AUGAACGACGAAAACGAGGCAGCAGUUGAGGGUGUCACUUCAACUAAGAGCCCUCAAGAACAUACUAUAUAUCGCGGUAAAUCAGUUGUAUUUCACUCAAAACUAGGACUUCGCCGACAAAAGACUCACGUCGACGACAAUCAUUCAGUGGGGACUAUUUCAACUUCAUAUUCCAAGGCCCAUUCUGCUACCUUUUCGGCUCCUCACUUUGACUUCCACAUGCAUUCUCCAUCGGCGACGACUCCAACCACAUCUCGACCUCAAAGCCCCACAAGGCUGACCUCUGCACCGGGCCAAGCCAUGGAGCUUGGUCUUGUUGGUAUCGGAGAGCAUGUCAACGCAUUGCCCUUAGGCAAGUUCAUCGCAGAUUUGCCGAUUCUCUCUCGAGAUCCCCGCCUACCAGAAUCUCGCCUCCCCCCUGACGGAGCUAGUACUCCGACUGGGAUCUACAACGCGGCUGAGUCACCGAUUAGUUCUCGAGAGUCCGACUCUGGUUCCGAUAUCUGUCGCUCUGAUCUUGAUCUAGAGAAUGCUGCCAACAUUGCUUUAUCCCGUUCUCUUGGGGUGUGUCUUAACCGGCUCAGUCACCCUGUUCGUGUCAUCGAGGCGUUCUCCAAGUUUAAAGAUCAGUGCGUCGAGAUCCUGCAGGAAGAGGAAGCGUUUUCGACUAUUGAUUGGGAUGACGACGGCUUUUCCUGCUACGAUGUGGAAGAAGGAGAUGCUAGCAACGGCAGCUCAGCAUCGGAUGAGACCUCAAAUCGAGCUCAGCAAUCAGAGUCGAGAACAAAGAAGCGACCGGCUGAAGAACAAGGCGGAGAUGAUGGCCACGACGAGAUGGACGAGAAUGCUGGUCAAGAUCAGGGCCCAACAAGAAGAGGACGCAGCAAGAGACGAAAGAUCGGGCGUCCAGGGGGUUUUAGCUGCCCCUUUAGAAAACGUAACCCCUGGAGAUUCAAUGCUCGGGAUUUCGAUGCCUGUGCCAACAAGUCCUACAAGCAUAUGACGGAAUUGAAGAGACAUAUUAGCGCGGAGCAUGGGAACCAGUCUUGUACUUACUGUGGGCAACCACGAGCGGCUGGAGACCACCCGCCUGAAGUUUGCCUUCGCAACCGACAGUUGAAUCCCAAUUCCGACCCAAGAGACCCCGAAGAUGGCGUGGACAAUCUCAAAGAUGAGUCUCUCAGAAGCCGGGCUGCCGGCUGCAAAAUCCAAACUUGGGGACAAUUGUGGAAUCUGCUUUUCCCCGAUGAUGAAGAGAUACCUUCACAAACCUUUGAUCCUGUGAUAGAACACCACGACAUAGCCGCGGAGGGAUGUGAGAAAUUUGUCCUGAAGACUGCCGAAGACAUCUUCGAUUUCGUACCACAAAGUUCUGGUCUCUCAGUACCGGCCCUUCAGGAGAUCCUGCACAAAAGCAUAAAAGUUCUUCUCCGAGGCUCCAAGUAUGCUGACUAUGGGCGUUAUAAGAUGGUGGGAAGCAACGAUAUGAUCCAGAUCUCAACACCCACGAAGGGCAAGUCUGUUGUUCCGGUUGUGCACAAUCAAGUUGACAACGUAUUCGAUGAUGGCGAGUCGCCAGGUGUGAUUGUCACACCGCAAGCUUCGCCACAGGACGCAGGUGUGAUAUCCAAAAGUACAUCAACGGGUUUGAAGUCUGCUUCAAUCAUACGUGAACGACCGAUUGCACCUAAAGUGGAGCGAGUCCCUACUUCAAAUGUUCCUCAGAAGACUUGUCUAGCACCUGGUGCGUUCAUACAAAAUGGGUCUCCCAUCUCCACUGGAGGUCCUCAAACCCUCAUUCUCCCGGAUCUACCUACUGGAGAUGCCAUGAAUUGGCUAGACGCGGACUUGCAAAAUUGGGAUGAGGGUUACGGGGACGAUUUCGUGGAUAUGGGAGUAAUCAACGCCGAAGAUCUCUGGACGUCAUCUAUGGUCCCAGAUUCGAUGUCGAAUUUCCCGCCAUUUGACGGUCCUGGAAAUGGUAGCUAG
Molecule: messenger RNA, 1989 nt
Organism: Colletotrichum acutatum
Lineage: Eukaryota; Fungi; Ascomycota; Sordariomycetes; Glomerellales; Glomerellaceae
Exons: 5
Coding region: 1-1989 (662 amino acids)
Source: RefSeq, a predicted model, not a curated record